Messenger RNA from Ambispora leptoticha, 466 nucleotides. Lineage: Eukaryota; Fungi; Glomeromycota; Glomeromycetes; Archaeosporales; Ambisporaceae. The record is from the annotation of a GenBank genome assembly.
AUGACGCAAAAAUGCAUUGAAAAAAAUUUUUUACUUACGAAAGAAAACAAAUGUCUUAUUUCUGAUUGUGACAAAACUGUUGAUCCUGUAAUAUCUGAACAAAGGUUUUCUGAAUCAUCUCAGUUUAGUGAAACUUCGGCUAUUGCAGAUAUGUUAGGCAAUAAUCUUGGACUAGACUCACCAAUGUAUACAUCACCAUUAUUAGGUCAGAAAGAACAUGAAGAAUCAGUAGAUAAAUCCAAUAAAAGACAGAAGAUAACUACUGAGGAGGGCGAAUCUUCUACAGUAAAAAAGCUUAUCAAAGAAUUAAAAGAUGAUAGUGUUAAUAAAGAUUUAAUAUUUGCUUCUCAGUUAUCUGAAGAUGGUUAUACUUAUCUUUACAAAGAAAUUGUUAAAGCCGAAGCUGAAAUGAUAUUGCAAGUCAAAAGGUUUAAAAAAGGUCCAAUCCCACAAAUCGGUGCAUAUG